Messenger RNA from Elephantulus edwardii (Cape elephant shrew), 252 nucleotides. Its product is annotated as small ubiquitin-related modifier 3-like. Lineage: Eukaryota; Metazoa; Chordata; Mammalia; Macroscelidea; Macroscelididae. Gene Ontology annotation, molecular function: ubiquitin-like protein ligase binding; protein tag activity. The coding region runs from base 1 to 252 and encodes 83 amino acids. Gene Ontology annotation, cellular component: nucleus. The record is from RefSeq and is a predicted model, not a curated record. Gene Ontology annotation, biological process: protein sumoylation. The transcript has 2 exons.
AUGUCCGAGGAGAAGCCCAAGGAGGGAGUGAAGACAGAGAAUGACCAUAUCAACCUGAAGGUGGCUGGGCAGGAUGGCUCUGUCGUCCAGUUCAAAAUCAAGAGGCACACGCCUCUGAGCAAGCUGGUGAAGGCCUACUGGGAGCGACAGGGCUUGUCACUGGAGAUGGAGGAUGAAGACACAAUCGAUGUGUUCCAGCAGCAGACGGGUGGCACAUGGGCGACCGGAGACCUGUUGGGAUGUCGCAUCUAG